Molecule: messenger RNA, 2548 nt
Organism: Oreochromis aureus
Lineage: Eukaryota; Metazoa; Chordata; Actinopteri; Cichliformes; Cichlidae
Product: dihydropyrimidinase-related protein 5-like
Exons: 16
Coding region: 259-1995 (578 amino acids)
Cellular component (GO): cytoplasm; cytosol
Molecular function (GO): hydrolase activity, acting on carbon-nitrogen (but not peptide) bonds, in cyclic amides
Source: RefSeq, a predicted model, not a curated record
UUCUAUCGCAGCAACUGAACUUCAAAAUAAGAGAUAUGGUCCAGUGGUCAGGUUUCCUGGUUUUCACCCAGGUGGCCUGGGUUUGACUCCACGUAUAGGAACUUGCAUAUAAGGACAGACAUUUCAGGAAGAGGAAUGGUGACAGCGAUAUUCAGGAUGUUGGUCAGAAUCGUGCAAAAAGUACCCGCGAUUGGGCAGUGUUGAUGUCACUGUGACAACCAAUGCAGCGACCAAACUGGCGGCUCUAGCAGCAAGACUAUGGCUGCUAACAUGGGGUCCAUGCGUAUACUCAUCAAGGGGGGAAAGGUGGUCAAUGAUGACUUCACCCAGGAAGCAGAUGUCUACAUCGAGAACGGCAUCAUACAGCAGGUUGGAAAGGAGCUGAUGAUACCAGGCGGGGCUAAGGUGAUAGAUGCCUCUGGAAAGCUGGUGUUGCCGGGCGGAAUUGACACGAGUGUGCAUCUGCAGGAGACCUUCAUGAACGCCACCAUCCAGGACGACUUCUACAGUGGGACCAAGGCGGCUCUGAUGGGUGGUACCACCAUGGUGAUGGCUCUGGUUCUGCCUGAACAACACUGCUCCCUGCUGGACGCCUACGAGAAGUGCAGGGCUCUGGCCGAUGCCAAGGCGUGCUGCGACUACGCUCUGCACGUCGGGGUGACCUGGUGGGGAGCAAAGGUACGUAAUGAGAUGGAGACCCUGGUGAGGGAACAUGGAGUGAACUCCUUCCAGAUGUUCAUGGCCUACAAAGACAUGAUGAUGCUGCGGGAUUCAGAGCUCUACCAGACUCUGCAGACCUGUAAGGACAUCGGUGCCAUUGCCCGAGUCCACGCUGAGAAUGGAGAGCUGGUGGCCGAGGGUGCCAAAGAGGCUCUGGAUUUGGGCAUCAGUGGGCCGGAGGGAAUAGAGAUCAGUCGACCUGAGGAGCUGGAGUCUGAGGCCACUCACAGAGCCAUCACCAUCGCCAACAGGGCUCGCUGCCCAGUCUACCUGGUAAAUGUGUCCAGUAUGUCUGCUGGUGAUAUGAUCGCUGCUGCUAAGAUGCAGGGUAAGGUGGUCCACGGGGAGACUACAGUUGCUCACGCAGUGCUGAAUGGGAUGCAGUAUUACCACCAGGAUUGGGCUCAUGCCGCCGCCCAUGUCAUCAUCCCUCCGCUCCGCCUCGACCCAAACACACCCAGCUACCUCAUGGGCCUGCUGGGCAAUGACAAUCUGAGCGUGGUGGCAUCAGAGCACCGUCCGUUCGGCACCAAGCAGAGAGCUUUGGGCAAAGAGGACUUCACCAAGAUCCCUCAUGGAGUGCCUGGAGUCCAGGACAGGAUGAGCGUCAUUUGGGAGAGAGGGGUGGUUACAGGGAAAAUGGAUGAGAAUCGUUUCGUGGCGGUGACGAGCUCCAAUGCUGCAAAGAUCUACAAUCUGUAUCCGCGCAAAGGCCGCAUCAUCCCCGGGGCUGACGCUGACGUGGUGGUCUGGGAUCCAGAUGCAACAAGGACAAUCUCUGUCAGCACUCAGGUGCAGGGCGGAGACUUCAACCUGUACGAAGGGAUGCGUUGCCACGGCGUUCCUCUGGUCACCAUCAGCCGGGGGCGUUUGGUGUGUGAGAACGGCGUGUUCAUGUGCGCCGAGGGGUCCGGAAAGUUCUACCCGCAGCGCACUUUCCCCGACUACCUCUACAAGAAGAUGGUGCAGAGGGAAAAGACUCAGGCUUACAAAGGGGUGGACAGGGAUCCAUACUCUGGUGAUGUGGCCAAGGUUGCAAACACCAUGAAGAAGGAACUCGGUUUGGGCCCCAUAGAUGGAGAGACGCCCAACAAAGCCUGCGGUCGAGUGCACUCCGGAGUCCGAGACCUUCACGAGUCCUCUUUCAGCCUCUCAGGGUCUCAGGUCGACGACCACAUCCCAAAGAGGUCCUCGGCUCGGAUCCUGGCCCCUCCCGGCGGCCGCUCCAGUGGUAUCUGUCUGAACACACACCAAAUAACUGAGACCUCAGAGUGAGCAGAAAUCAAAGAGUGUUGCUGAGACUGAGCAGCACAUCGUGGACCAGCUGUAGGAACAUACAGCGAGAUGUUUCCAGAGCAGUGAGUCUCCACAGAGCAGGACGAUUGAGCUGCACAGGCUGACGAUAAACCACUACUGAUCCUCUCAUUCCUGCCUACCAGUAUUAUAUUUAUACAUGAUCACGUCUUGUUGUCCGUGCACUCUAUAUAUUUAGGAUGUUUGUUUUUCUAUUCCUGUUCAAAUGUGCCAACGUGAAUCACCUGUGCCACACCGACACCCAUGCAUGAAGAGCACCACAUGAACAGGUGAGGAGGAGGAGUGAAGCUCCCUCCGCAGCUUCACACAAACUGGUGCUGUUUUUCUACAAUUACCUACGACGACGACGGUGUUGUUUUACUGUUGGAUGGUUUUGUUGUCCUGAAGGCGCUGUGGCGGCUCAGUGGCUGUGCGUGUUUGUAGAUUCGCAUUGUGUUGGGAAGUGAACGUGUUGAAUCUGUAAGUGGCUGCUUGUUUCUUACCACAAGAAUAACAGCAAAAGAAUAAAGUGCGA